Messenger RNA from Cucurbita pepo subsp. pepo (vegetable marrow), 2267 nucleotides. Its product is annotated as heat shock cognate 70 kDa protein 2. The record is from RefSeq and is a predicted model, not a curated record. Lineage: Eukaryota; Viridiplantae; Streptophyta; Magnoliopsida; Cucurbitales; Cucurbitaceae. Gene Ontology annotation, molecular function: ATP-dependent protein folding chaperone; ATP binding.
CCUCCUGCCAUUUCUCUCAACUUCAAACUCUUUCAACCUACAUUCAGCUACCGAUUUCUUCGCUUUCGUCCCCAUUUCCCGUUCAAAAUUUCAUCGUAUUUUCUUUUUUUUCCAUCGUCUUGAACAGCUACUAUGGCUGGUAAAGGAGAAGGUCCGGCGAUCGGGAUCGAUCUUGGAACGACUUACUCUUGCGUCGGUGUGUGGCAGCAUGAUCGAGUUGAGAUCAUUGCCAACGAUCAGGGAAAUAGAACCACGCCUUCGUAUGUUGCUUUCACCGACAACGAGCGAUUGAUCGGUGAUGCAGCCAAGAAUCAGGUCGCCAUGAACCCUAUCAACACCGUUUUUGAUGCUAAGCGUUUAAUUGGCCGAAGAUUUAGUGAUUCAUCGGUCCAGAAUGAUAUGAUGCAUUGGUCUUUCCAAGUCAUUGCCGGCCCCAGCGACAAACCAAUGAUUGUUGUGAACUACAAGGGUGAAGAGAAGCAGUUUUCCGCGGAAGAAAUCUCUUCUAUGAUACUCAUAAAAAUGAAGGAGGUUGCUGAGGCGUAUUUGGGCACAACAGUGAAGAAUGCCGUUGUCACCGUCCCAGCCUACUUCAACGAUUCACAGAGACAGGCCACGAAGGAUGCCGGUGUCAUUUCGGGUCUUAAUGUGAUGCGUAUCAUCAACGAACCAACUGCUGCCGCAAUUGCUUAUGGGCUGGACAAGAAGUCCAGCAGCUCUGGCGAAAAGAACGUUCUGAUUUUUGAUUUGGGUGGUGGAACUUUUGAUGUUUCAUUGCUUACGAUCGAAGAAGGGAUUUUUGAGGUGAAGGCAACUGCAGGAGACACUCAUCUUGGUGGCGAAGAUUUUGAUAACAGAUUGGUUAACCACUUCGUGCAGGAAUUCAAGAGAAAGAAUAAGAAAGACAUUAGUGGAAACCCCAGGGCUCUUAGGAGGUUGAGAACCGCUUGUGAAAGGGCUAAGAGAACCCUUUCCUCCUCUGCUCAAACUACACUUGAGAUCGACUCUCUUUUUGAAGGAAUUGACUUCUAUUCAACCAUUACCCGUGCUAGAUUUGAGGAACUCAAUAUGGAUCUUUUCAGAAAGUGUAUGGAACCUGUUGAGAAGUGCUUGAGAGAUGCUAAGAUGGACAAAAACAGUGUCGAUGACGUUGUUCUUGUUGGUGGCUCCACCAGGAUUCCCAAGGUGCAGCAAUUAUUGCAGGAUUUCCUCAAUGGCAAAGAGCUUUGCAAGAGUAUCAACCCUGAUGAAGCUGUUGCCUAUGGGGCGGCCGUACAGGCUGCCAUCUUGAGCGGUGAGGGUAAUGAGAAGGUCCAGGAUCUUUUGCUUCUGGAUGUCACCCCUCUUUCCCUUGGACUGGAAACAGCCGGUGGUGUGAUGACUGUCUUGAUUCCAAGGAAUACCACCAUCCCCACCAAGAAGGAGCAAAUUUUCUCUACAUACGCUGACAACCAACCUGGUGUUUUGAUCCAAGUCUACGAAGGCGAGAGGGCAAGAACUCGUGACAACAAUUUGCUUGGAAAAUUUGAACUCUCCGGAAUCCCUGCAGCCCCCAGAGGCGUUCCCCAGAUUACAGUCUGCUUCGACAUUGAUGCGAAUGGUAUUCUGAACGUUUCAGCUGAGGAUAAAACCACGGGUCAGAAGAACAAGAUCACAAUCACCAACGACAAGGGGCGGUUGUCGAAGGAGGAGAUUGAGAAGAUGGUGCACGAAGCAGAGAAAUACAAGGCGGACGAUGAGGAACACAAGAAGAAGAUCGAAGCUAAAAACUCCUUGGAAAACUUUGCUUAUAAUAUGAGAAACACUGUGAGGGACGGGAAGUUCAGCUCUCAAAUGGACCCCGCGGACAAGAAGAAGAUCGAGGAUGCUAUAGAACAUGCAGUCCAGUGGCUUGACAACAACCAACUUGCCGAGGUGGACGAGAUAGAAGAUCAAAUGAAGGAGCUUCAGAAUAUUUGCAACCCAAUCGUUGCCAAGAUAUACCAGGGCGUCGGUGUACCUGGCAUGCCUGGUGCUGCUAUGGAUGACAACUAUGUUCCACCUCCGUCUGGUGGAAGCGCCGCCGGUCCUAAAAUCGAGGAAGUUGAUUAAAUUUGCUUUAGAUUGUGUCAGGUUUGAGGCGAUGCAUUCUUUUUUCUUUUCUUUCUUUUGGGUAUAGAAUCGUAUAUUUUGGGGUUUUUUUUUCACCCGAUGAUUGGAAGAAGCUUUUUUCUGUAAUGAGUUCUAUUCAUUGCCAAUAGUAUAAAAUGUCGAGAUUUCUCUGUUCA